Molecule: messenger RNA, 1156 nt
Organism: Amoebophrya sp. A120
Lineage: Eukaryota; Dinophyceae; Syndiniales; Amoebophryaceae
Source: the annotation of a GenBank genome assembly
AAGCGAGCAGCUGGAGCGGCUGUGCGAAGACGACAACGUGAAACUUUCGAAACUGCUGGCGGCGUUGCCUCGCGACGCCACGUCGGUGAGCUCCGCGCAGCGCGAAGACGACUCCGGUGCGGGCGCGGGCACGCAGCGCCGCAUUAUUAAAGUGGCACUGGCACGCGGAGACGAGGACGAUGGACCGCAGCAGGCAAACCAGGGCGCACUGCUGGUACCAAGUACGCCGGACCAGGGAUGGGCCAUCGGCGGAUUCCGCUUCCGCUGGGCGCAGGUGGACGUGACGAGCGAUACCGCGAAUGUCGGCUCGGAGCCACAGUUUCGGGAGGAAAGCACCGUUUCCUCGAUGCUGGACAGCAUGAAUGCCAUCACGUGGGACAACGCCAAACACAAGGCCAGAGUGCAGGUGCGGAAAAGCUUUGGUUUCUGUUGAAAAAGAUAAACAGAACAAGUUUUGUUUCUGUUGAUGAUGCUGUUCUUAAUUCUUGUUUACGACUGUGCAUGUAUGAUGAUGCAUUUCGAGGGUAUAAUUGAGUCGGUGUAUUUUGACCGAGUACCUGUCACAGUUUGUACUUUGUAGCAAUCAUCUCCUGCUGCCGCACACAUGCUUCGUUUUUUUUGCUGAAAGUAUGUUCAUUUUUAAUUUUCAAAUUUAGGUCGUGUACCAGCGCGAGAACGACCAGCCGCCAUUGCAAGUCGUGGAGCAGAAUUUCAGCCCGGACGAGGUACGCAGGCAUUCGCAGGAUGCUGGCGGCGACGUGGCUUCGAUGCCCCCGUUGCAACAGUGGCUUCACUGGGCGAAGUUGCUCUUGUUUCGGUCGGCGGUGAUCGCGCACGAAAAAGCCGUGUUUUUUGAACUCGAGGGAUUCCCGCUGAACGGCGCCGACGCUGAGGGCAACACGUGGUUCGAGGUGUUGGGAGACGCGAACACCGUAUUGCGGGAGACGGACGUGAUCGCGCUGUCGCACGACGACCUAGCGUGGCACAAGAUCUUUCGUCCCCUGUUCGCGGACUCCUGCGAGGGGGCGCGGGCGAAGCAAAACCCGAACAAACGCGGCGGUCAGCCGUGUUCGUUGGAAGAGAAAGCCAUUCCCUAUGUGCAGUUCCAGGCGGCGGACGACAAUAACGACAUCCCGGCUCAUUUUCAGUACAUCGC